AUGUCGGGAACAACACAGUGGGAAAACAUCUUCCACGGCCUCGACACCACGCCGGGCAAGCUCAGGAUGUCGCAGGGCGGUCUCGGCUGGAAACCCUCCGUGGGCGAAGGCACCACCAUCACCAUCCCCGCCGACCACAUGGCCUCCUUCCAGUGGAUCCGCGUCGCACGCAACUACCAGCUCUCCAUAUUCCUCGUCAAGGACCGCGAUGCACCCUCCUCGGCGCAGACCAACCCGCGACGCACCAACUUCGACGGCUUUGUGCGCGACGACUUUGAGCGCCUCUCGUCGAGCAUCCGCCAGUACUUCAACAAGAACCUCGACUCCAAGGAGGUCUCCACACGCGGAUGGAACUGGGGCCAGGCAAAGAUCACCAACCACGACGUCCAGUUCCUCGUGCGCGACAAGCUCGCCUUCGAACUGCCGCUCGCGCAUCUCGCCAACAGCAACAUCGCAAAGACAGAGGUGUCCAUGGAGUUCCUCAACCCAGAGCAGCAGCAGCCCGGUGCCAACACUGGCUCCACCGAUGGCUCCUCGUCCAAGUCCAGACGCAUCAAGGGAGACCAGCUCGUCGAGAUGCGUCUCUACGUGCCCGGUCAGGCGGCCAAGGACGACGGCAGCGAUGCAGCGAGCGCAGCCGAUGACGACGACAACAACGAGGAGACCGCAGCAGAGGCGUUCCACGAGGCGCUCAAGUCCAAGGCUGACAUCGGCCAGGUGGCGGGCGACUCGAUCGUCGUGUUCAAGGAGGUGCUCGUGCUCACGCCGCGUGGUCGCUACGACAUUGACGUCUUUAGCACAUUCAUCCGACUGCGCGGCAAGACGUACGACUACAAGAUCCUGUACAGCUCCAUGAACAAGCUCUUCCUGCUGCCCAAGUCGGACGAGAUCCACGUGAUGCUCGUCAUCGGCCUCGACCCGCCCAUCCGCCAGGGUCAGACGCGCUAUCCGUACCUGGUGCUGCAGUUCCCGCGCGAGGAGGAGAUGGACGCCGAACUCAACCUCGACGACGAGACGAUCGCCACAAAGUACGACGGCAAGCUCAAGAAGCGGUACGAGGAGCCGACGUUCCGCAUCGUGACCAACAUGUUCAAGGUGCUGUCCGGCCAAAAGGUGGCGACGCCCACGGAUUUCGAGUCGUCGUCUGGACAGACGAGCAUCAAGUGCAACGUCAAGGCGGCCGACGGCAAUCUGUAUCCGCUCGAAAAGUCGCUGCUGUGGGUGUCCAAGCAGCCGGUCUACGUGCCCUACUCGGAAAUCCACCAGGCCAUCCUUUCGCGUGUCGGCGGAGCCGUGGCGUCGUCCAAGACGUUCGAUCUGCGCGUCAGCACCAAGGGCGGCACGGAUCAUACGUUCCAGUCCAUUUCGCGCGAGGAGCUCGAUCGGCUCAAGGCGUGGCUUGCGGAGCGCAAGGUGCGCAUCAAGAACGAGAUGGCCGAGGAGACGGGUGGACUGGCGGCGGCUGCGGCAGCGGGCCUGCUGAGCGACGACGACGAGGAGAUGGGCGCGGCGGGCGGCGCAGAUGACGACGAAGACAGCGAGGAGGACGAAGACUUUGCCGCCGAUUCCGACUCGGACGGCGGCUCGCCAUCCGAAGCGUCGUCCGACGACGAUGACGCCGGCUACGACGAGGGCGACGAGAGGCCAAAGAAGAAGAGGAAGGACUGA
Messenger RNA from Moesziomyces antarcticus, 1668 nucleotides. RefSeq names its product SSrecog-domain-containing protein. Gene Ontology annotation, cellular component: nucleus; FACT complex. Lineage: Eukaryota; Fungi; Basidiomycota; Ustilaginomycetes; Ustilaginales; Ustilaginaceae. The coding region runs from base 1 to 1668 and encodes 555 amino acids. Gene Ontology annotation, molecular function: DNA binding; nucleosome binding; histone binding. The record is from RefSeq and is a predicted model, not a curated record. The transcript has a single exon.